This is a messenger RNA of Panthera uncia (snow leopard), 9888 nucleotides long. RefSeq names its product trinucleotide repeat containing adaptor 6C (gene TNRC6C). NCBI's taxonomy places the organism in Eukaryota, Metazoa, Chordata, Mammalia, Carnivora, Felidae. Gene Ontology annotation, cellular component: nucleoplasm; P-body. The transcript is spliced from 22 exons. The coding region runs from base 2485 to 8508 and encodes 2007 amino acids. The record is from RefSeq and is a predicted model, not a curated record. Gene Ontology annotation, biological process: positive regulation of nuclear-transcribed mRNA poly(A) tail shortening; miRNA-mediated post-transcriptional gene silencing. Gene Ontology annotation, molecular function: RNA binding; protein binding.
UGAUUUUUAAAGCACAUUUAAAUCACAUUUAAAACGUUGACUUAAAAAAAAAAAAAAAAAAAAAAAGAUUUUUAGCGAGAAGUGGCCGUAACUGUGUGUUGGAGUCAGAGGUAGAAGUUGUUACUGUUAAUUGGGGGAAAUUAGAUAAAACUGUACUGAAGACCAUACGUGUGAAUUGCGCCUUGUCAUAUACACAUGAGCUCUGGCAGGUAGGUAUAGGAUACCUCGUGGCUACUUGGGCUCUUUAUUUACAACAUUUUAUUUUACUGUUACGGUGAAACCUUAACUGUGCAGCUGGGGGAGUAGCCGGCUCUAAUUACUUUAAUUGUCAGAGCAGUAGAAUUAAGCAAUCAUUUUUUUCUUCACUUCAGUUGAAUACCUUUUACAAAUGUACCCAUACUUGCCUAUCUUACUAAGUUUAAUAUCUGAAGAUAAUUUAAGGCUUUCAUUGUACUGUAGAUUAAGAAAGUGUAACAAUAGAGGUAGGCAGCCACGACUUGGUUUUUAUUUAUUCACUUUGUUCCAAGACGUGUGGCAGGAGGUGCGACGAUUAUAGCACUGCACCCAUCACUCACAGACUUGCCUGCGCCUUAUAAGAAUGUUUAAGUGCAGAUUUCUUAGGGUCUCUGCACUUUUUAACAUGAAAAUAUUCCUGGAAAAAUGAAUAAUAACCAUUUCCCAAACUUGAUAAAUGUACUAUCCUUCUUUAAAAGCAAUAUUCUCGGGGCGCCUGGGUGGCUCGGUGGGUUAAUAAGCAUCCGACUUCAGCUCAGGUCAUGAUCUCACGGCUCAGGAGUUCGAGCCCCCGAGUCGGGCUCUGUGCUGACAGCGUCUCCCUCUCUCUCUGCCCCUCCCCCGCUCACAGUCUGUCUCUGUUUCUCAAAAAUGAAUAAGCAUUAAAAAAAAAAAAUAAUAAAGAAGAAUAUUCUCUAAGGACACCCACCCACAUGGUGCUGACUUGAAUUAUGUUUAUUAUGAUAGUGUUUAAAUAGGUGCACACGGGCAGUAGGUUGAAACUCCUUAUGCGUGUAACCGUAUGUAUAUAAAACACAUUUACGAAUGGAACUCUCAAAAUCGGUACUUUCAAAACAACAUUAAUGUAUGCUUGGAUGAGGUUUUCCUGAGGCUUCUGUGCCCGCUGCUCCCUGUUUGGUCUGGUGAAUCCUCUUUCCCGCCAGCACCGGCGCGGGCGGCCGAGGCAGGAGACGGGAACGGCAGGGUCACGUACAGGGCAAGUUUCCCACAAAGAAGAAGGAAGCUGUGGCGGGACAGGAGCCACUGUAGAAACUGCGCGGCGCCUUGGCUUGAGGGAGAGUGCCCGAGCGAGGCCGGGGCCCAGGCUCCCCGAGGGAGGCGAAGCGGCGGCCCUCUGGUGGCAGAGCGCCUCCCUGGCGGCGCGGGCGCGGGCGCCGGGCCGCAGGAAGUGCCCCUCCGCGGCACGCGCCUGGCGCGGGAGAGCCACGGCCAGUGGUAGCCAGGCGUGCGGCUCCACGGGAGCACCGGAAGCGCGGCCCUGGUGGCAGGCCGGCCGCGUGGACGUGCUGGGGAAGGAGUAUCAGUGCGGCAGGAGAUGGGGAGCACGCGGGGUCCCGGCGGGAGGGCCGUGUCAUUGGCGGGACCACAAGAGACGAACGUAGGGGCAGGGUGAUUGGCAGGGGGCCUGGAGCACACGGUGUCUGUGUGCAAAGGGUCACGGGCAGGUGACACUAGACCACGUGCUGCAGGGUUGCUUGAGGGACCGCCCUUUCUGGCCCAUGGCUGGGGUCCUCACUGGCGUCUUCACAGCGAGCUACAUGCUCAGUUGCGCCCACUGGAAAGGAGAAAUAUUGAAGGAACCCGCCCAGGUACGCACAGCAGUGUGUGUUGAAGGUUGAAUUUGGAGCUGCCCAGCAGUAAGUUGGUAUCUGACCCACCAGGCCGUGCCAGCCGGAUGCUCCUGCAGUGUUUGAGGCCUGGCUUACAGGGCUCACCCUUCCGAGGGCCGUGACUCUGCGCUGUGUUCCCGUGUAGCGUUGUAGCGGCUCUCCACGCUGGCUAGGAAUCUUUGCUUAACUGCCUUGGGGGUACCCGGGUGGCUCAGUCGGUUACGUGUGCAACCCUUGAUUUCAGCUCGGGUCACGAUCUCACGGUUGGAGACUUCAAGCCCCACGUCGGGCUCUGCGUUAACAGCACAGAGCUUGCUUGGGAUUGAUUCUCUGUCUCCCUCUCUCUCGGCUCCUGCCUUCCUGUCCCUCUCCCUCUCCCUCCUCCUCCCUCUGUCAAAAAUAAAGAAAGAAAAACUGAAAAAAAGAAUCCUCUCCGAAGGUUCUGAUUCGGGCUAGGGUGGAACCCAGGAAUUUGCGUUUUUGAUCGGUGCCCUCGGGGGUGCUGACAGCGAGGCUCCUGAGGCUCCUGAGCAGAGGGACGCAGGCCUGGGGCCGGGCUGUGUGAGCACUCUUGUUGCAGGCCGUGCCCUUACCGCCUAACACACUGCCUUCUGGAAGCAUGGCGUUUGACACGUGGGCUGAAAGAACAGCCACGGAAGCACUAGUGCGCUCAGGACAACUGGCCGUGGCCCCGAGAAGUGGCCCCGUUUUUAGUGCCCCUUCUUGGAGCGCCCUUCUGCCUACCAUUUGGUUUAAGAGGGACUUUAUACUAAUGCCAUCUUUCUUUAUGUUGAACAGGGAGAAAGAACAAGAAACACAAAAAGAGGAACGUUUGAUGGAAGAAAAGAAAAAGAAAAAGCAGGAAGAAAAGAAAAAGAAGGAAGGUGCUCAGAAAAAGGCUGCUGAUCAAAAAACCAAAGUGCCAGAACCUCCCAAGACCUGUUCGAGCCAGCCCCAGCCUGCCGGUACCGCCGCCAGCGUUUGCACCAGCGCCCUGCCGAGCGGCGGCAAUGGCAAACGCGCGUCCGCCAGCAGCCAGCAGCCGGCUGCGCCCCGUUACCUGCCUCGCGAGGUGCCUCCACGCUUCCGCCAGCAAGAACAGAAGCAGCUGUUAAAGAGAGGCCAGCCGUUGCCUGCCGGGGCUCUGGCCAGCGUGAGCCCGACCCAGGGCGCUGGGCCCGCAGGCGUAAGCCCUCCUCCCCUCCCUGGAGCCGGAGCACAGCAGCACCCCAGUAAGCUCCAAGCAGAUCUCAGUCACGGCGGAUCGGCAGAUCACUAUGACAGUUCCCACCGGGGACAGCAGCCCACGCACAGAAGCGAAGCCAGUUGCAGCUGGGACCAAGUGAUCACAGACAGGACCGACAAGGAGGCGUGGCCUUCCAUCACAGGAACGGAGACUGAGUCUGCCUCAGAAUGCACUACGGACACUGACUCUGCCUCCAACUGUGGCUCGGAGAACAGUAGCAUGGCUACGGGGAGUGCCCAGGGCGCCUUCACCGGACACACCAAGAAGACGAACGGCAAUAAUGGCACCAACGGGGUGCCCGUCCAGAGCCCUUCUAACCAGGGUGCCCUGGGAGCAGGGGGCGCCAACGGGAACGGGAACGCGGCCCGAGUGUGGGGCGUAGCCGCGGGCCCCGGCUCGGGCCCAGCUCACUGCUCCCUCGGCGGCGGGGAUGGGAAAAUGGACAGCAUGAUCGGAGACGGGAGAAGCCAGAAUUGCUGGGGUGCUUCCAACUCCAAUGCCGGCAUUAAUCUCAACCUGAACCCUAAUGCCAACCCGGCUGCCUGGCCCGUACUCGGACACGAAGGAACUGUGGCGACAGGCAACCCUUCCAGUAUUUGCAGUCCGGUCAGUGCCAUAGGUCAAAACGCGGGCAACCAGAACGGGAACCCGCCGGGCACUUUAGGUGCUUGGGGAAGCCUGCUGCCGCCGGAGAGCACAGAACCACAAACGUCCGCUUCUCAGAAUGUGUCUUUCAGCGUACAACCUCAGAACCUUAACACUGAUGGACCAAAUAACACUAACCCCAUGAACUCUUCGCCAAACCCUGUCAAUGCAAUGCAGACGAACGGACUGCCAAACUGGGGCAUGGCCGUCGGCAUGGGGGCCAUCAUCCCACCCCACCUGCAAGGCCUUCCUGGUGCUAACGGAUCCUCGGUGUCUCAAGUCGGAGGGAGCGGCGGCGAAGGACUCGGCGGUUCCGUGUGGGGCCUGUCCCCGGGUAACCCUGCCGCGGGAAGCAGCAGUUCUGGCUUCGGUCAGGGGAAUGGAGACACUGUGAACUCGGCGUUGAGUGCUAAACAGAACGGAUCCAGCAGUGCGGCGCAGAAGGAAGGAAGUGGCGGUAACGCCUGGGACUCGGGCCCUCCUGCCGGCCCCGGGCUCCUCGCCUGGGGACGGGGCGGCGGCAACAGCAGCGGCGUCGGUCACAUCCAUUCGGGGGCUUGGGGCCACCCCACCCGAAGCGCCUCUAACGGUGUGAAUGGGGAGUGGGGGAAGCCCCCAAACCAGCAUUCCAACGGUGACGGCAACGGGAAAGGAUCGACAGGGUGGGACGGUCCGAGCGUCAGCGGCCAGAAUCCUGCCGUGCAGCCCGGCAGCGAGCACGUGAACUCUUGGGCCAAAGCCGCGUCUUCUGGAACCACGGCAAGCGAAGGAAGUAGCGACAGUUCCGGCAGUCACCACGAAGGGGGCUCCGGGAGGGAAGGAGCAGAAGGCCGGAGGCGAGAUAAAGGGAUCCUAGACCAAGGGCAUAUCCAAUUGCCAAGGAACGAUCUGGACCCAAGAGUCCUGUCUAAUACUGGUUGGGGACAGACUCCCGUAAAGCAAAACACUGCCUGGGAAUUUGAAGAGUCCCCUAGGUCUGAGAGGAAAAAUGACAACGGGACAGAGGCCUGGGGCUGUGCGGCUCCUCAGCCUUCACACUCAGGGGCGAAGAGUGAUGGGUCCAUCGUGAGCAGUACAAAUACCUCUGCAGUAUCCGGGUGGGUCAGCUCACCGCCUGCUGCUGCGCCGGCGAGCACAGGGUGGGGGGACGGCAGCAACAAAGCGCCAAAUGGCCCGGGGGUCUGGGGGGACUCGAUAAGCUCUACUGCUGUUAAUAAUGCUGCUGCUGCUGCUGUCGCCAAGAGCGGCCACGCUUGGAGUGGGACCGGAAACCAGGAGGACAAGUCGCCCACCUGGGGGGAGCCCCAGAAGCCCAAAUCUCAAACCUGGGGAGACGGACAAAAAUCCAAUCCGGCCUGGAGCGCUGGAGGGGGAGACUGGGCGGACUCGUCUUCCGUCCUCGGACACUUGGGGGACGGGAAAAAAAAUGGCUCUGGAUGGGAUGCCGACAGUAAUCGGUCAGGGUCUGGUUGGAACGACGCUACCAGGUCUGGGACCAGUGGCUGGGGUAAUGGCACAAACGCAAAGGUGAAUCCAGGGACAAACUGGGGAGAGUCUUUAAAACCUGGCCCCCAACAGAACUGGGCGGGCAAACCCCAAGACAGCAAUGUGAGUAACUGGGGAGGAGCCGCUUCCGUUAAGCAGACGGGAACCGGGUGGAUCGGGGGUCCGGUCCCUGUCAAACAGAAGGACAACAGUGAGGCCACGGGCUGGGAGGAGCCUUCUCCGCCAUCCAUCCGACGCAAAAUGGAAAUCGAUGAUGGUACCUCAGCUUGGGGUGACCCGAGCAACUACAAUAAUAAAACUGUAAACAUGUGGGAUAGAAACAACCCGGGCAUGCAGAGCAGUACCACGGCCGCCGCCACCACCACCACCACCACCACGAGCAGCAGCACGGACGUGGUCGAGACGCCGCCGUCACACCAGGCCGGCGCCCAGCUGAGUCGAUCGCCGCUGCUCGGUCCAGUCUCAUCGGGCUGGGGAGAGAUGCCUAACGUCCAUUCGAAGGCUGAGAGCUCUUGGGGAGAGCCGUCCUCCCCCUCUGCCCUGGUUGACAACGGCACCGCAGCGUGGGGCAAGCCGCCCAGCAGUGGCAGCGGAUGGGGGGACCAGCCCGCGGAGCCGCCCGUGACCUUCGGGAGAGCCGGCGCCCCCACUGCCGCCCCGGCCCUGUGCAAACCAGCUUCGAAAUCUAUGCAAGAAGGCUGGGGCAGUGGUGGGGACGACAUGAACCUCGGUGCCAGUCAGUGGGAAGACGAAGAAGGGGGCAUGUGGAACAGUGCUGCUUCCCAAGAAAGCGCGUCCUCCUGCGCCUCCUGGGGGAACGCCCCCAAAAAAGGACUCCCAAAGGGCAUGAAAACGUCUGGCAAGCAGGACGAGGCCUGGAUCAUGAACCGGCUGAUCAAACAACUCACGGACAUGGGCUUCCCGAGAGAACCAGCUGAAGAGGCCUUGAGGAGCAACAAUAUGAAUCUUGACCAGGCCAUGAGCGCCCUGCUGGAAAAGAAGGUGGACGUGGACAGGCGUGGACUGGGAGUGACCGACUACAAUGGAGGGGUCACCAAAGCCCUUGGCUGCCGCCCACCAGUCUCCAAAGACUCUUCCGGGGACCGCCCCACCUUUCUUGACAAGGACGGCGGCCUGGCGGAAGAGCCCACGACUUCACCAUUUUUGCCUUCACCAAGCCUGAAGCUCCCCCUUUCAAACAGUGCACUCCCUAAUCAGGCCCUGGGUGGGAUUGCCUCAGGGCUGGGCAUGCAAAACUUGAAUUCUUCUAGACAGAUCCCGAGUGGCAAUCUGGGUGUGUUCGGCAGCAGCGGAGCAGCACAAGCCAGGACCAUGCAACAGCCGCCGCAGCCGCCCGUGCAGCCUCUGAGCUCCUCCCAGCCCAGCCUCCGCGCUCAAGUGCCUCCGUUUCUAUCCCCUCAGGUUCAAGCACAGCUUUUGCAGUUUGCAGCAAAAAACAUUGGUCUCAACCCUGCACUAUUGACCUCGCCGAUCAAUCCUCAGCAUAUGACGAUGUUGAACCAGCUCUAUCAGCUGCAGCUGGCAUACCAACGUUUACAAAUCCAGCAGCAGAUGCUACAGGCUCAGCGCAGCGUUUCCGGACCCGUGAGACAACAGGAACAGCAAGUCGCGCGCACAAUCACUAACCUGCAACAGCAGAUCCAGCAGCACCAGCGCCAGCUGGCCCAGGCCCUGCUCGUGAAGCCGCCGCCGCCCCCGCCGCACCUGUCUCUGCACCCCUCUGCAGGCAAAUCGGCCAUGGACAGCUUCCCCCCUCACCCCCAGGCCCCCGGCCUGCCUGACCUGCAGACCAAAGAGCCGCAGUCUUCACCCGGCACCUUUGCUCCCUACCCUCUCGCUGGACUGAACCCAAACAUGAAUGUCAGCAGCAUGGACAUGACUGGCGGUUUGUCAGUGAAAGACCCGUCUCAGUCCCAGUCCCGCCUCCCUCAGUGGACACACCCCAACCCGAUGGACAACCUGCCCGGUGCUGCUCCUCCCCUCGACCAGAACCCCAGCAAGCAUGGUGCUAUCCCCGGAGGCCUGAGCAUCGGGCCUCCGGCUAAGUCCUCCAUUGACGACUCCUAUGGCCGGUACGAUUUAAUCCAGAACAGUGAGUCACCAGCCAGUCCUCCGGUAGCUGUUCCCCAUAGCUGGUCACGUGCCAAAUCUGACAGUGAUAAAAUCUCGAAUGGCUCCAGCAUCAACUGGCCCCCAGAAUUCCAUCCUGGAGUCCCGUGGAAAGGACUUCAGAACAUAGACCCUGAGAACGACCCCGACGUCACUCCUGGAAGUGUCCCCACCGGGCCCACCAUCAAUACCACCAUACAGGACGUCAACCGCUACCUCCUCAAGAGUGGAGGGUCCUCCCCACCGUCAUCUCAGAGUGCCGCGCUGCCUUCCUCGAGUGCCUGGCCGCUCAGUGCCUCCGGCUACGGUCGCUCCUUCAGCAGCAUCGCACCGGCGCCUAGCAUUGCAGGUAAACUGUCAGACAUUAAAUCGACGUGGUCCUCUGGCCCUGCCUCCCACACGCAAGCCUCUCUGUCUCACGAACUGUGGAAGGUGCCCAGAAACACUACUGCACCCACGAGGCCGCCUCCAGGGCUAACCAAUCCCAAGCCUUCCUCCACCUGGGGAGCCAGCCCCCUCGGCUGGACCAGCUCUUACUCCUCGGGUUCCGCGUGGAGCACCGACACCUCAGGAAGGACAAGCAGCUGGCUCGUUCUCCGCAACCUCACGCCCCAGAUCGACGGCUCUACCCUACGGACGCUGUGUUUGCAGCACGGGCCUCUCGUCACAUUCCACCUGAACCUGACCCAAGGCAACGCCGUGGUCCGCUACAGCUCCAAGGAGGAAGCCGCCAAGGCCCAGAAGUCCCUGCACAUGUGUGUUCUGGGAAACACCACCAUCCUGGCCGAGUUUGCUGGCGAAGAAGAGGUAAAUCGUUUCCUGGCCCAAGGCCAGGCGGUGCCGUCCACCUCCGGCUGGCAGUCGGGCACCGGGGCCGGCCAGGCGCGGCUGGGCGCCUCGGGCGGCUCCCACGGCCUGGUGCGGAGCGACACCGGCCACUGGAGCGCCCCGUGUCUGGCCGGCAAAGGGAGCAGCGACCUGCUGUGGGGCGGGGUCCCCCAGUACUCAAGCAGCCUCUGGGGCCCUCCCAGCAGUGACGACGGCAGGGUGAUCGGGAGCCCCACCCCGCUGAACACCCUGCUGCCCGGCGACCUUCUCAGCGGGGAAUCCAUCUAGGACCGAGAGGACCCCACGGGCACCACAAUCAGCAGCGCCGGGAAGAGAAGGCUGACCCUUUCCAGCCCGGGCGGCGCUGAGGACCCCGCUUGGCCCGGAGCAGCCCGGCAGCCCUUGAGUACCUCCGUCCAGUACUGGGGACGCACGUCCGCCGCGGUCCUUGCGAACUGUCCACAGGACAGUGCGGGCUGCGCUUGGUCAGUGUCACACGCUAAUGACAGGAUGUUCCUCAUAGCUUUUUAUUUUGUGUCGUCUUAUGUUCGUAUGGUGUGUCGUCAUUUUGAUUUUUUAAGUAUAAAAGCUGCUUAGACUAGUUCUAUCAUGAAGGGCACUUUUCAGAUCGUGGGCUGGAAAGGGUUAUUUUAUCAAGGGGGGCGGGAGGGAGGGAGACGAGAAAGCCUAUGUAAAACGAGCCUGUGACGAUUAUGCACAUUACCAGAGGCGGCCCGUAGUCAGGGCGGCUGGUGUCCAUCCCCGGGCACAGAGCGCGGGCCCCACGCGGCCGCCUGCGCUCUGCCCUCCGCUCCCACGGGCCCGCCUAUGCACAUUACCCUUGUUUCAUUACUUUUUCCUGUCAUUUUUUUUAAUCCCAAAAAAUAUUUUUUAAAAGUUAAAAAAAAAAAAAAAGACAUAUCGAACAUGCAAAUACUUGAAUCCAGCAGGCCAACAAGGAGACGCGGGCGCUCGCCGCGUCCAGUUCUGCACUCCCAAGCUGACACCAGUGCGCAGAGACAGGCUCCAGGAAACAUUUCUGAGUUCACAGCCUAUGUGCGUGUGUGCGCGUGUGUGUGCGUGCGCGCGUGUGCGCACUCCUGUGUUUGUGUGUUAAGCGUGUGAGGAUUUAACUGUGGGUUUUCCCUUUUAUUCAGUAUAUGCUUUUUUUUUUUUUUGGCGCAUUGGUCCAACGUUUGUUACUAUUAUUAGCUUCUAACUUUGCACUGAGUGUCCCUGCUCUUCCUUUCGCUAAUCCUAUACGUUAAAGAGAAUUCAUAGGACAGGGCCGGUGACAAUUCACGUGUAAAUGUUUACUCAAGGACUCUGUUACUGCGUUUAAAAAUUACAGUGUAUAUCUCUGGAUAAAUAAUAUGUAUACCUACCUUUAGCAGCUUUUUAUUGUGGACUAAUGCAAGAGAAUUAUUACCAGAGUAUUGCACCGUGUUUCCAUUUGGAAUAUAAAGCGAAAGAGAAAACAGCUGGUGCUGGACCGUGGCCAUAGAUACUGGUGAGAGCCACCGGCCCCGCACGAGGAGCGGGGCCAAGCACUUGGACCUGGGUGGUGACCGCUUUCGGAGGGGCCCGUGCUCAGGGCUCCCACCUGUUUACAGACCCUUUUUUCUCCUUCAGACUUUAAAAUUAAAAAAAAAAAAAAAAAAAAAAAUU